This is a messenger RNA of Anneissia japonica, 2792 nucleotides long. RefSeq lists its product as uncharacterized. Gene Ontology annotation, cellular component: Set1C/COMPASS complex. The transcript is spliced from 7 exons. Gene Ontology annotation, biological process: positive regulation of DNA-templated transcription. The coding region runs from base 22 to 1074 and encodes 350 amino acids. The record is from RefSeq and is a predicted model, not a curated record. Lineage: Eukaryota; Metazoa; Echinodermata; Crinoidea; Comatulida; Comatulidae.
UUUCAGCUAUCACGGCGGAGUAUGUAUUACCCCCACUCUGGCGAGGAGGAUGAUAUGGUGUACAUAGGGCCUCCACGUAAACGAAAGCACAGUGAGACCUCAUCGGAACAAGGAGAUGCGCAUAAAGACCAUACAUACAUGAUACCAAGGGAUGUCGACCCCAGCUUGGUGGAUCAUUUUGAUUAUGUCAUGAGGCCAGCCAAGGACAGGGAAUCCUUAAAAAAGAAACACAAAAAGUCCAAACAUGUUAAAGGAAAAGAGAAAAAGAAAAACGAAUUGGGCCCAGUUGAAAACGAAUUGGGCCAGUUGACAUUGCUAAUUGGUUUCAACUGGAAUUUUUACUUUGGUUAUAAAUGCUUGUCUUUGCCUUUCCAGAACACUGAUGAUGAGGAGGCGGAGCUCAGUAUUUACUGCGUGUCAUGUGGUCUGCCUGUCAAUCUGACUAGAGCCAUCAGACAUUUUCAAAGAUGUUUCAGUAAGUUGGAAAGUCAAACAUCUUAUGGGUCAGCUUAUCCCACAAGAAUUGCAGGGGAGUCGAUGUUCUGUGAUUACUUUAAUACACAACAAAACACCUACUGCAAACGAUUGAAGGUUUUAUGUCCUGAGCAUACAAAAGACCCAAAGGUGAGUGAUGAUGAGGUUUGUGGAUGUCCAUUAACAGAGGGAAAUAUACUGAAGGAGACGGACCAAGUCUGCCGGAUGGCCAAGAAGAAGUGUAACAAGCACUUCCACUGGGAAAAGCUACGUAGAGCUGAGAUCGAUCUACAGCGAGUACAUUGGUGGCUGAAACUUGAUGAUUUUAUUGAACAAGAGCGAACAAUUCGUACGGCGAUGUCUGACCGAGCUGGUGUCCUCGGGCUUGUUCUUCAUCAGACUAUUGAUCACGACAUGCUGGCCCAAGUCCACUUGCAAUCUGGGUUCAACCCAGCGAUGAAUCCUCAAAUGAACAUGGGAAUGAGCUUAGCGACCGGAGGUCCUGCAGGCACCGAUGUAAAUCCUGGCGACGAGGUAGAAGGAGGACAGACUGAACUGCCAGUAGCUGCCUUACCAGUGGGCGUGGCUCAAACAGCCUAAAAUAAAAUAUAUUUACAUACACUGUUCUGAUUGAGACAACAUUGGUUUUCUUCUUUGCACCAUGAAGUCUUUUAGAUUUGUUUUACUACCAGUGGACGGUGCGCAAAUGGCUUAAAAUAAUAUUUACCAUUUAUGUGGCAGCAAUGGUGAACAUCAACGCAACAUUGCUUUGCAUGUUUCGAACUUCAGAUAUUUUAGAUUUUGUUUUACCUUUUUUAUAUAGAACAUUAUGGACAGGUGGAUUCUAUUACACUUAUUUUAUUUUUUGCAAGUCAGAUAAAAUGUUAAAUUAAAUUGAAAUCUUUCAGAUGUGUGUUUGUGUAUAUGUUUGUAGGUUUCCCGCUUUGCUCUUUAAUGAAUACCAAUAUCAAUUACAAUUUAUUUCAGAAAGAAUAACGAUUUGUCAAAAAUUUGCAAAUGAUUAACAUUCAUUAAUCAAUUUAUUAAGAAAUAUUACUUCUUCACAAAUAUUUAAUGUAAAAAGUAAUUUUUGAAAAUUCUCAUAAAUUGUCAUAUCAAAUAUUGAUUAAAUUUUAAUAUGCCAAAAUACACAAAUACAUUGUUGAGUGUAAACCAUAACCUUUAACUUGCAUUAAAAUGUUAAAAUAUUGUGUAAGAGGGUUUCCUUUACAGUAGUUAUUUACUGUGUUUUUUAAUGGUACUCUCAGUAAACAAGUGAUUUUAAUUACUGUACCUUCUGCCAAUAGGCUAUGUUUUAUGUAAUACUCUUGAUUUUCAUCUUUGUAGUCUUAACGAAUACGAAUAUUUCCACUGAAUACUUACGCUAGCGUUCGUUAAUCGGCCAGUCUGUACAUUUCGCUAGUUACGCCACGGAUUAACGUACGCCUGGCAUUAGAUAUGACUGGCGUGUAUCGCUCAGGUCUGAACAUAGCCUUUACUCUUGUCAAAUCAAACCGCUGUACACACUCAAGUGAAUGGAUUUAAAUGUGUAGUAGGUUUUAAGAUUUUGCUCAGCAUUGUCAGUGUAAUCAUAGGUACCUUCAGUGAAAUGUACAGUGAAUGGAUUUAAAUAUGAAGUAGGUUUUAAUUUUGCGUCGUUAUAAUUGUAGAUACAUUCAUUGACAAGUACAGUGAUGCACAGGGGUAUUAACAUGCGUUCGUAAAGAUUUAAUCAAGUCACGCUGUUCAUGUUGUACUUUUCUGCCGGAAAAACAUCGUGGAUAUUUUUCUUAGGUGUUCACUCAGUUAAACUUGCUGCACAUCUUUUGAGGCAAUUUGACCUUAAGAAGAAUUGUACUCGGAUCAUCCACGCUGAAAGUCUCAUAAUUGCCAGUAACCAUUUGCAGGCAAUUAGCUGUAACAGCUGCAAAAGACAAUGUCAGAGGUCAAACGCAUAUCAACAAACGCAUAACUGCUUAUACUAUCAUUUGCUUUUUUUACAUGAUAAUAAUAACAACUGUUGACAGUAUAUGGUAGUCUUAUACGUCGAGCAUUCUUCAAAACUGUUAAAAACAGUUAGAAAGCAGAUGAUAUGCCGUAUACUUUGUUUUUAGGCCUCUGCCUUGACAUUCGACAUAGACGCACUGUUAAAACUACAAGAUGGUUUAUUACUUUGGACUUUUUUUAUAUUAUAAAUCUUUGUAAAAUAUUUCUAUCAGCUUGUGUAUCUCAGUAUACAUCGUGAUUAUUCUGUUAUUGAAAUGUAAAUAUAAUACAUAUCGUAUGAAUUUUGAACAAUAAACAUGCUGAAAGUGUGA